This is a messenger RNA of Chilo suppressalis (striped riceborer), 1743 nucleotides long. Lineage: Eukaryota; Metazoa; Arthropoda; Insecta; Lepidoptera; Crambidae. The record is from the annotation of a GenBank genome assembly.
AUGACACCUCUUUCUAAAACCGAAAGCUUUAUAGAACAAAACAUGCCCACCAUAACCACACCAGAAAAACAAACAGUAAAGAAACAGCUUUUGAAUUAUAACGUUUUAACUACUGCUCUACAGAAAAUGCAAAAAAUAAUCAAGAACGCAAUGUUUAAAGGCGUAGUUGAGAAUGAUAUAGUGAAGAAGUACAAGGCUAAGAGCAUAACUACAACUGUAUUAGGAUUGAAAGGAAGAGCUCGUCGCAGAAAAAUCCUUAUGAGGAAGAGCAAAAUACUUAUUGAUGGAAUUAAACACUUCUAUGAAAGAGACGAUGUUAGUCGCGCAACGGCUGGAAAAAAUGAAGUUAAGACUUUAAAGAAAAACAAGCAACAGCGACGCUAUUUGUUGAAUAGUCUGAAGGCACUUUACAAAAAGUAUAGGUUGGCAGAGACAGAUAUUGCCAAGUACUCAAUACCAGAUACUCUGACGCCAGUCCCUCAUACCAUGGCUCUACAUCAAAUUGCUAACACGGAGGCAGCGAAUGUCAUUAAAUACAGAUGUUUGAGCUGUUUCUGUGAUGAUAUGCUGUCCUUCAAAGGUUAUUGUGAAUGUUUGGAUGUUAAGACCCACCUAUUAGUUCAAAAUAAAGAUGUCGAAAAAGAAAAUGAGAACAAAAAUAACCCAGAUCAGAAAAAUAAAGCAAAAAGAGUUAUUAAGCGAACAAAAAAAAUGACAGAUUUAAGUGAAAUGAGUGACUCGGAGGAGGAACAGAAAGAAUACAGAAAUAAGAAAAAGAAGAUUUGUAAAGAUGUUGAAAGAAAAAAUGAAACCGAAAAUAACCCAGAUCGGAAAUAUAAAGUAAAACGAGUUAUUGAGCGAAAAAGAAAAGUGACAAAAUCAAGCGAAAUGACUGACUCGGAGGAAGAACAGAAAGAAAAAAGAAAUGAGGAAAAGAAGAUUUGUAAAAAUGGUGGAAACAAGAAUGAGAAAAAAAUAACAAUAUUAUCGGAUGUGAAGGGUAGACCAGAAAAUCGUGCAUUUUGUGUUACCACUAUUGGAAGUGGUCCACUGAAUCUCAAAAGAAUUGAAAAGCCUGAUAUACUAAACAUUGAAAAUAAAGUAAAUAUAAAUACGGACUAUCAGACCCCAUCCACGUCAGGAAUAUGUAGAAGACCAAAUAUUGCACAAAAAACUAUAAGUCGUAAUAGGAACAAACCAAUUAUUGAUUCUAAUGCAAGCAGUACAGAAAAUGAAGAUGAAUUUUCAUUACAUCAUACCUCAGAUGACGAGCCACUUCUACCCGACACUUUUUUAAAAGAAGAAGAAAAGAUUAAUACCAACGCAGAAAAACAUGUGAUUGUAGAUUGUAUUGUAUCGAAUGAGGAGUGGAAACCGCUAGAUGAUAGCGUAAUAGUUCUCAGUGGUGACUGUGGUUCAGUAUAUACAGAAGAAAAGAACAAUGAAAACAAAAAAAGCAGUGGCGAUGGCGCAAGUGAAACAGUUGAGGAUAAAACAGAAAAUCACGAAAUAGUACAACUUGAAAAGACUGAAAUAGUUGACAAUAAAACCGAAAAUCACGACAUAGUACAACUUGAAAAGACUGAAAUAGUUGACAAUAAAACAGAAAAUCACGACAUAGUAGAACUUGAAAAGACUGAAAUAAUCACAAACACUGUCAAAGACUGUGAACUCCCAAAUACUACAAAAGAAAAACGUUUUAACGAAUUUAGUAGUAUUGUGACCACAGACAGAUGUCAAUAA